Malus domestica (apple) is the source of this 2130-nucleotide messenger RNA. RefSeq lists its product as uncharacterized. NCBI's taxonomy places the organism in Eukaryota, Viridiplantae, Streptophyta, Magnoliopsida, Rosales, Rosaceae. Gene Ontology annotation, molecular function: acetylglucosaminyltransferase activity. The record is from RefSeq and is a predicted model, not a curated record.
AAAUUUUGCUAAUCAUAUGACCAAUGUUUUUCAUUUCGGUUACAAUCGUAAGACCAAAAUCUUCAUGAGAAAGAGGUUGGUGUGCAAAAAUAUUUCUCAUAAAAACUGCCUGCUCUCCCACAAACCAUACAAUUUUUCCUUCUCCUAGCAAUUUAGACAUGAUCAAUAUGUGUCAUUUUGGCAGAAAGGUCAAUAAACUUCCAACUUCCUCGCAGUCAACUUCGUUCAUUCCAUAACAAACUUUAGGACACAACACACAUCCCCCUCCCUCUCCUCUCUCUCUCUCUCUCUCUCUCUCUCUCUCUGAUCCGAACAAUUUUGAAAGGAAACCAUCUUUCUGCCACCUCCUUUCUUGAAACCAAACUCAACAGAAAUGGGAGGUAGCAGCACCAACAGCAACCACAAACUCCAAGACUCCGAAAAGAAAUCGUCACCUGCACUAGUGGCUCCUCCAAUGAUAGGCUUCAGAGCCACCCUCACUUGGGUUCUCCUCACCGUUUCUGUUCUCUAUGUCAUCUACUACUCCAACCGCCUUCUCUACGACCGCCAAGAUUGUCCAACCACCGCUGUAGAUCCCUCCACCGAACGGCACCUGGAAUCCAUCUCCAAUGCCACUACUUCGGCUGAUCUAAAACUCGGGGAGGACCACAAAGAAGGCGACGAAGAAUCCCCACAAGUGGCUGCACUUUAUCAAAAGCCUCGGGGAUACGACACGGAGCUUAAACACAUUAUGUUCGGGAUAGCUGCUUCCUCAAAUUUGUGGCAGAAGAGGAAGGAAUACAUCAAAGUUUGGUGGAGGCCUAACGAGACUAGAGGGGUAGUUUGGUUGGACAAAAGGGUAAGGACUAGAAGAAGUGAGGGGCUACCCGAGAUUCGGAUUUCAGGAGACACAAGCGGAUUUAAGUACACGAAUCGUCAGGGGCGGCGAUCUGCAUUGAGGAUUUCAAGGGUGGUUUCGGAGACAUUGAGGCUUGGAGUGAAAGAUGUGAGAUGGUUUGUGAUGGGGGAUGAUGACACGGUUUUCAUCGUGGAAAAUGUGGUGAGGAUUCUCAAAAAGUAUGACCACACGCAAUUUUAUUACGUGGGAAGCUCGUCGGAGAGUCAUAUUCAGAACAUAUUUUUCUCGUAUUCUAUGGCGUAUGGUGGAGGAGGUUUUGCUAUAAGUUACCCUUUGGCAGUGGAAUUGGAAAAGAUGCAGGACCGGUGCAUUCAGCGCUAUCCCGCAUUAUAUGGCAGUGAUGAUCGAAUGCAGGCUUGUAUGGCUGAACUAGGCGUGCCACUGACCAAGGAAACUGGAUUUCAUCAGUACGAUGUGUAUGGAGACCUACUAGGCCUUCUGAGUGCACAUCCUGUGACUCCUAUGGUGUCACUUCACCACCUUGAUGUAGUUGAACCAGUUUUCCCGCACAUGACUCGAGGGAAAGCGCUUCAUCAUCUAUUCCAAUCCGUCAAGCUCGACUCGGCUAGUAUAAUGCAGCAAUCAAUCUGCUACGAUAAAGAUCGAUACUGGUCCAUCUCUGUUUCAUGGGGCUAUGUAGUUCAAAUCAUUAGGGGAAUCAUGUCUCCAAGAGAACUAGAGACGCCCUCAAGAACCUUUCUGAAUUGGUAUAGAAGAGCUGAUUACACAGCAUAUGCAUUCAACACUAGGCCUGUGCCCAAGCACCCAUGUCAGAAACCCUUCAUUUUUUACUUGAGCUCAACGCGGUAUGAUCAAGGUGGAAAGAAAAUUAUUGGCUACUACACCCGUCACAAAUCUCCCAUUCCUCACUGCCGAUGGAAAAUGGCGUCACCAGAAGUAGUUGAUUCCAUCGUAGUCUUAAAAAGGCCGGAUCCUCUUCGUUGGGAAAAGUCACCGAGGAGAGAUUGUUGUAGAAUUCUUCCAUCGCAGAAGAACUCGACCAUGUACUUAUCGAUCGACAACUGCAGAGUAGGUGAGGUUAGUGAAUUGUAGAGGCUUGUAGGAAUAGGGAACAUCUCUCCUUGAUCUAUUUUUGUAUCUGGUUCUGUUUCCCGCGGUCUGAGAGUUUAGAGGGUUAUAGGAAUAAAAUCAAAUGGCAAGUUUUGAUGGGAAUAGAAUACGAAAAGGUCCCUUGUUAAAUUUAGCUUCAAUAGAAAGUUCAUAAAAUAUCA